Molecule: messenger RNA, 2069 nt
Organism: Malurus melanocephalus (red-backed fairy wren)
Lineage: Eukaryota; Metazoa; Chordata; Aves; Passeriformes; Maluridae
Gene: PRR5
Product: proline rich 5
Exons: 10
Coding region: 268-1479 (403 amino acids)
Biological process (GO): TORC2 signaling
Cellular component (GO): TORC2 complex
Source: RefSeq, a predicted model, not a curated record
AUUGUGAGGCGGCGGCUGCCCGGCCACAGCUGAGGAGCAUCUGCGGCCCCUCAGCACCGCGACCCUCCCGGGCCGGGCCUCGCCUCAGCUCAGCUCUUCCCUCGGCGGCGUGCGCGAGCUGACUUUUUUUUGCAAGGACCUGACUUUUUUCAACCAGUUUGUAUCACCUGUGAAGAAUUUUCAUGUUGACUCUUGGAAACCUGCUGCAGAGUCUUCCCUGUUUACUGUUCAGUCCCGUUUUCUUCUUCCUUUAGCAGGUUGAAGUUCAUGAGUUCGCCCAGCCUCAGUGAUCUGGGCAAGAGAGAGCAGGCAGCCUUGGAUGAGCGGGGGACUCAGCAGCACCGGGCCUGCUCCAACGCUACCUGGAACAGUAUCCACAAUGGAGUGAUAGCAGUGUUCCAGCGUAAGGGUCUCCCAGACCAUGAACUUUACAACCUCAAUGAAGGAGUCAGGCAAUUACUGAAAACAGAAUUAGGAUCCUUUUUCACUGAGUAUCUGCAGAAUCAGCUGCUCACAAAAGGCAUGGUGAUCCUAAGGGACAAGAUCCGGUUUUAUGAAGGGCAGAAACUACUGGAUACCUUAGCUGAAACCUGGGAUUUUUUCUUCAGUGAUGUCCUGCCCAUGCUGCAGGCUAUUUUCUAUCCUGUGCAGGGAAAGGAGCCCUCGGUUCGACAAUUGGCGCUUCUGCAUUUUAGGAACAUAAUUACCCUCAAUAUAAAAUUGGAAGAUGCAUUAUCCCGUUCCAGAGCUAGAGUUCCACCAUCUAUUAUUCAGAUGCUGUUAAUACUUCAGGGGGUUCACGAGUCGAAAGGUGUGACUGAAGAUUAUUUGAAACUGGAAUCCCUGAUCCAGAAAGUUGUUUCUCCUUACUUGGGCACAUAYGGUCUAUAUUCCAGUGACGGACCCUUCAUGCACUCUGCCUGUAUCUUGGAGAAGCGGUUCUUCAGGCGUUCCAAGUCGGGUGACAUCCUUGCCAAGAACCCCGUGGUGCGGUCCAAGAGCUACAACAAUCCCCUGCUGACGCCAGUGGCAGAGUACGAAACMGAGGGCGUGGCUGCCAACGGCACCGGCAUCCGACGGCACUCGGUGUCAGAAAUGACCUCCUGCCUGGAGCUCCAGGGCUACUCCAAUCUCAGCACCAUCAUGGACAAUGGUUCCAAGAGCUCCGUGACAACCAAAAGCUCACUGCCAGGAGAGCAGGAGAGGCCCAGCAGCGGAUCAGUGCAAUGUUCCAGCAAACUCAGCACUGCUGAGCAGCAGAAAGGACUCUUCCACUCAAUGGGUGACCCACACAACUCAUUUGAGCGGGACAGAAACACUUCCUUGAUUCCAGUUCCCUCUUCCAGCCCUGAGAAUAUAGUGGAUCAGAUUUUGGAGUCAAUUGACUCUGAUUCUGAAGGCAUUUUCAUUGAAUUUGGCCGAGGCUGUUCCAAUUCAUCGGCGUACAAUGUGGACGUGAACAGACAGAGCAUUGUGUGAAGGAUAUUUGGAGAUAAACCUUGGGUUUUAAUAUAUAUGAAAUUACURAGGCACUGAGUCAGACUGUGGGCAAGCUGUCUGUGCCUGGGCAGAACCUCAGCCAGGUCAUUACAGCUGUACUGAACAAAUGCAAGUUUACAGCAGGUAGGAAUCUGCAGAGGGGAAAGCAACUCCAACCCCUUUUCCCCACCCCUGUCACCCUGCAGAUGGAUUUCCUAUUUCUUUAUAAACUUAGGGGUUCACAAGAUGACAGGUGUCUGGUAAAAUGCUGUUAGUGCAGCUGGAAGUGUUUGUUCAGUAAAACAGCCCAGCAAAUAGCUGUGCUCACUUCUAAUUUUCUAAAGAGAUUUUUUUUUGCAGAUGAUGGGUUAUUCUCUGAACUGUAACUCCUCAGCCAGAGUAGAAACAUAUCCUUUAAAAAAUGAACAAACAAAUAUGAGAGGCUGUGGGCUUUCAUGCCACAGAAUACAAUAAUAAACAAGUCUCCUUUAGKUUUUUUCUUGUACAUCCUGUGUGCACUCCUUUGCCUAAUGGUGAGUUAAGAGUUCUUGAAGAAAGGCAAAUAAACAGAAAUGUGCUUCCUGAUGUCA